Molecule: messenger RNA, 1935 nt
Organism: Olea europaea var. sylvestris
Lineage: Eukaryota; Viridiplantae; Streptophyta; Magnoliopsida; Lamiales; Oleaceae
Product: transcription factor-like protein DPB
Exons: 10
Coding region: 598-1653 (351 amino acids)
Biological process (GO): regulation of transcription by RNA polymerase II; regulation of cell cycle
Cellular component (GO): transcription regulator complex; nucleus
Molecular function (GO): DNA-binding transcription factor activity, RNA polymerase II-specific; RNA polymerase II transcription regulatory region sequence-specific DNA binding
Source: RefSeq, a predicted model, not a curated record
UCACGCCAAAAUAUUCAAGAAAAAUGCCAGAAUAAUGCCACUAUGACUAACCCAUUUUGCGUCCACAGAGGUUACUAAUAUCUGUCUCUCAAGUUUUAACGUCUAGCAUGUAACGCAUCUGCAUACGGUUGACAUUUUUCUUACGCAGUCUUCUGGUACUUUACAGUGGGUAUAUCUGUUACUUCUCUUCGAGGCAAACACUUUUUUGAGGUUUCUUUUAAAUUCUUUAUAAUUUCUUUUGCUAAUUUUUUGCCUAGGUCUCUCCCAAGAAUUAAUAUGUUCUGGGAUGAUUUUGGAGGGUUGUCGUGUUCAGCAUUUAUAGGGAUUUGUAAGAAUAUUUUGCCCAAUUUUCAUAUGGGCAUGUGUUAAAUUCCCAGUGUGGUAGCUUGUUGUGUAAAGCAAAUUCUACAUGCUAUUUUUAGGAAAAUUGAGAAUUCGAUAUUUUCAAUAUUCAUUCUGGUUUCUUUUGAGUUUCGGAGGGUUUAAUGAUUUCGGCGAAAUAUAAUCCUAGUAUAGAAUUUCCCUAAAAAGUACAUUUUUCUUGGUUGGGGAGUUGCCAUCUAGGUAUCUGUGGAAGUUUAAUUACUUUUAGUGGAAAUGAUGAGUAAUAGUAGGAAUCAUGUGAAUAAUAAUCAUGAAGCUGGAGAGAAGAAACCAUCUACCAAUUCUAGAGGCGGCGGUGGAGGAGGAGCCACCACUUUUUCAGGGAAAUCAAUGUCAACCAGCGGCAGCGUGGGGUCCCCCUCGAGCCGGAGUGAGGCUGCAAUGGCAACUCCAGCAAGCGAUAACACAUUCCUUGGGUUAAACAAUCUUGAUAUCCAAGGUGAUGAUGACAGAUCUCAGGGGGCUAUGAGCAACAGGAAGAAGAAAAGAGGUCAACGUGCAGCUGAAGGGGAUAAGAGCGGUAGAGGGCUUCGUCAAUUUAGCAUGAAAGUUUGCGAGAAAGUGGAAAACAAAGGAAGAACUACUUACAAUGAGGUUGCAGAUGAACUUGUUGCUGAAUUUGCAGAUCCUAACAUUGGUGUUGGAUCUUCAGACCAGCAACAAUAUGAUGAGAAAAACAUUCGGCGAAGGGUGUAUGAUGCUCUAAACGUACUAAUGGCAAUGGAUAUAAUCUCCAAAGAUAAAAAGGAUAUACAGUGGAAGGGACUACCUCGCAGUAGCUUGAAUGACAUUGAAGAGCUCAAGACAGAAUGCCUUGGACUUAGUAAUCGGAUUGAAAAGAAAUCAGCUUAUUUGGAAGAGCUCGAGGAACAAUACGUAGGUCUUCAAAACCUCGUGCAACACAAUGAUCUAUUAUAUGGCUCAGGAAAUGCUCCUACUGGUGGUGUGGCCUUACCUUUUAUAUUGGUGCAGACUCGUCCUCAUGCAACAGUAGAGGUGGAAAUAUCAGAAGAUAUGCAGCUGGUUCAUUUUGAUUUCAAUAGCACCCCUUUUGAGAUACACGAUGACAAUUACGUUCUCAAGGCUAUGAAAUUUUGUGAAAAACAAAGAGGUGACGGUACAGAUCGUAUCCCUGCAAAUGGAGGUGAAAGCUCAAGCAUGGCUAAUUUGUACCAGCCUCAUCCAUCAAGAUCAAACAUACCGGGUAUGACUCCAACUUCGCCUCCCCUUCCUGGAAUAUUGAAGGCACGUGUUAAGUACGAGCAUUAGUUUUCUUGCUUCAAGCUCUAGCAUCUCAGAAUUGUUGUAUAUCAAUUGAAGAGGUAGUACUGGUUUCUCUUUGGCUUUGAGAAUCAUUGAGUAUGCUUCUAUAGACCACAAAUUAUAUGGUUUUCUAUGAAUCUAUUAUAGGGUUUUACAUAAUUGUGAUGCUUUUUAUAUUAUACGGCGUAGAAAAUGCUGUUUAAGCUGUAAGAAACCGUAUAGGAUACGUUGAGUCUAAUAGGAUCGUGGAAUUUAUUAUACGAGAUAGAUGGUCGGAAUUUAAUUUCA